GACGAGAUUUUUGAAUCGAGUGUGCAAUUGUAACUGCAAAGGGGACCAAUCGAAAGCUGCUAUUAGAAACACUGCCAAGAUGGAUGUAUUUAUGAAGGGUUUGUCUAAAGCUAAGGAGGGGAUGGCUGUGGCCGCAGAGAAGACCAAAGAAGGCGUAGCUGUUGCAGCUGAGAAGACUAAAGAAGGAGUCAUGUUUGUAGGUUCCAAGGCUAAAGACGGCGUUGGCUCAGUGGCCGAGAGGACCCAUGGAGCGAUGGGCAACAUCGCUGCAGCCACUGGCCUGGUGAAGAAGGAUGAGUUCCCCACAGACAUGAACCCUGAGGAGUACGGCCAGGAGGCUACAGAGGGCCAGGAGGGGAUGCUAGAGCCAGAAGGACAAACGUAUGACGAGAGCCAGCAGGACUACGAACCAGAAGCAUAAAGCCAUCCCUGACCGCCCCCAACACAACCAGCAGCACAAUUAUAUUUCUGACAAUAAAACGGACACACGCCGACUACAUGUCCCACACAAUAAUAAUACCCUCAUUGCAAAAAAGAAAACGAACGAAAAAUAAAAAAUCGGUGCAUUCCCUCAGAACAUAAGAAAAAAAAAGUUCUUCCUUCAAGACCAAUCUUUUAUUAUUCGAUAUUGUAAAUGUCAUGUUACUCAUGUGAUGUGUUGGGUGUAGGUAUUUAUUGAGCGGUAGGACUGCCCUGCCGCACUCAUUUCCUUGAAUCCCUCCCAAUGAAAUGAGUCCGGAACCGGGGCUUGUGACUCUGUACUCGUGCGUAUUUAGAAACAUGUGCAAUAGAUGUAUUCCUCAGCUUCCAACCGACGGGAGUUGAAAAGAUUAACAAUAAAUUAAGUCUAUUUGCAAGCAGAUAGGAUUGCAUCGAUAUCCUCUCUAAGUGUGUUUAAACUGCCUGUUUGUGGGUUUUCUCUUUUGCAUUGAUUUGAAAAAGUUAUUUAUUUAAAGGUUUUUUGAAGUAAGAGUUUUAUACAUUGUAUCUUUAUAGUUACUCGUGAAUCAUUCCAGUUAGUUAUUUGUUAGAAAUGGAAAAACGAUACAUAUUUGUGUGUGUGCGCGUGUGGGUGUGUUUGUUUGUGUGUUCUGAAGAUUUUAAAGUCAACCUGUAAUGUCUGGAGAUCAUCACGGUUAUCAUAACAAUAUGUGCUUUAAAAUACAGGACGUGUCAAUAUAACGAUGUAUAAUGUGUCAAGCCAGACAAACAAAUCCUCUGU
Gadus chalcogrammus (walleye pollock) is the source of this 1222-nucleotide messenger RNA. It is a transcript of the gene sncb, whose product is annotated as synuclein, beta. Gene Ontology annotation, molecular function: cuprous ion binding. Gene Ontology annotation, biological process: chemical synaptic transmission; synaptic vesicle endocytosis; synapse organization. The record is from RefSeq and is a predicted model, not a curated record. The coding region runs from base 80 to 421 and encodes 113 amino acids. The transcript has 6 exons. NCBI's taxonomy places the organism in Eukaryota, Metazoa, Chordata, Actinopteri, Gadiformes, Gadidae. Gene Ontology annotation, cellular component: neuronal cell body; axon terminus; cytoplasm.